Molecule: messenger RNA, 972 nt
Organism: Funneliformis geosporum
Lineage: Eukaryota; Fungi; Glomeromycota; Glomeromycetes; Glomerales; Glomeraceae
Source: the annotation of a GenBank genome assembly
AUGCCAAGUCAAGUAAUUAACCACGCGCAACCAUUCAUAAAACCACCAUUCCCGCCGUCAAUUGAACCACGUGAUCUAUUGAAAAAAGGAAUUUUGUGUAAGGCUCCGAACGCUUUUAUCAUUUAUCGAAAAGUAUUCAUAACUACCGCUAGAUCCGAUGGGUAUAACUUACCAAUGACCGUUAUCUCUUCAAUGGCUUCUCAAUCUUGGGAACAAGAACCUGAUGAUGUUAAAGCUGAAUACAAACGAAUCGCCAAGGAGACUUUUAAUCUUCGUAACGAUAUGUUACCAAAAUCUGUUCGUCGUCGUAAGCGUGAAAAAUGGAACAUCGUAUCUUUUGAAGAUAAUGUUGAAAAAUUUGGACUUCGCAACGAAUCAAUAAAGAUCAAAUCGAAAACAACCAAACAUAAAAAAUCUGCUAGCAAGGAUAGCCUGAAAGUGCCACGACGUAACGAAUUACCUUUAUCUCCCGUUUCAUCACCCGAACCUAUUUCGACGGAACCGAGUCCUAUAAUCACUCCAGAGGCUUCUCCUUUGAUCCUACCAAAGGUUUCAUCUAGAACGUCUCAUUCGCUGUUCGUGAAUUAUAAUUGUGAGGAAUUAACCCAAUGUAUGAUUCCAUCUCCAAAAAAGACGACAUUCGAUGAAGCUUUUGGAACGGAACGUAAAAAUUGGUUACAAAGUCCAGAAUCUUCAAUUGGUUCUCCCGAGAGUGAUAAACGGUACUUGAUUGAUUUUGAAUCGCCGACUCCUCUUUUCGUUGAACCUCCCAUGAUUUCACAAUUUGAUGAACAAAUUGAUUUGAUGUUGGACCAAUCAUCUCAACAAUUCAAUCUUGGGAUCAAUUCAGAUAAUCUGUUUAAUGAAAUUUAUUCGGAUUUUUUAUUUGAUGUUUCAACAGAAAACCGUCAGAGUUCUAACUUAUUCCCUUCACAAAAUUUUUUAACCACUGAAUUUUCAUAUUAUAGUUAA